Messenger RNA from Pipistrellus nathusii (Nathusius's pipistrelle), 1104 nucleotides. NCBI's taxonomy places the organism in Eukaryota, Metazoa, Chordata, Mammalia, Chiroptera, Vespertilionidae. The record is from the annotation of a GenBank genome assembly.
AUGAACCCCCCCGAGGAGCGCCCCAGCUGUCCUGCCCGCGGGAAGUGCCCCGUAUACCUGGCGGUGAGCUCAGGGACUGUUCGCUAUGCCCCGUCAGGUCUGGGCCCUGCCCUGGAGGGGAGCCUGGGAGAGGAGCCCCCGGACACAGACAGCUCGUCCAUGGAGAUCCGCGAGAAGGGCUCGGAGUUCCUGAAGGAGGAGCUGCACAAGGCCCAGAAGGAGCUGAAGCUGAAGGAUGAGGAGUGCGAGCGGCUGUGCAGGGUCCGGGAGCAGCUGGAGCGGGAGCUGGAGGAGCUGACAGCCAGCCUGUUCGAGGAAGCCCACAAGAUGGUGCGAGAAGCCAACACGAAGCAGGCGGCGUCGGAAAAGCAGCUGAAAGAGGCUCGGGGCAAGAUUGACAUGCUGCAGGCGGAGGUGACCGCCCUGAAGACACUGGUCAUCACGUCCACGCCCGCCUCUCCCAACCGCGAGCUGCACCCCCAGCUGCUGAGCCCCACCAAGGCUGGGCCCCGCAAGGGCCACCUGCGCCACAAGAGCACCAGCAGCGCCCUCUGCCCCCUCGCGUGCCCCGCGGCAGGUCACAUCCUCACCCCGGACAAGGAGGGCAGAGAGGUGGACACCACGCUGUUUGCGGAGUUCCAGGCCUGGCGGGAGUCGCCCACCUUGGACAAGGACAGCCCCUUCCUGGGGCGCGUGUACCGUGAGGACGUGGGGCCCUGCCUGGACUUCACGGCGCAGGAGCUCUCGGCGCUGGUGCGGGCCGCCGUGGAGGACAACACGCUCACCAUCGAGCCCGUGGCUUCGCACACGCCGCCCACGGUGAAGGCAGCCGCCGCUGGCUACGGCAGCACCAACACGUGUGCCCUGAGCGGGCUGGCCCGGGCCUGUCGCCACCGAAUCCGGCUCGGGGACUCCGAGAGCCACUACUACAUCUCACCGUCGUCCCGGGCCAGGAUAACUGCCGUGUGCAACUUCUUCACCUACAUCCGCUACAUCCAGCAAGGCCUGGUGCGGCAGGACGCAGAGCCCAUGUUCUGGGAGGUCACGAGGCUGCGGAAGGAGAUGUCGCUGGCCAAGCUGGGCUUCUUCCCCCAGGAGGCCUAG